This is a messenger RNA of Rasamsonia emersonii CBS 393.64, 1890 nucleotides long. Its product is annotated as 2-isopropylmalate synthase. Gene Ontology annotation, biological process: L-leucine biosynthetic process. Gene Ontology annotation, cellular component: mitochondrion. Gene Ontology annotation, molecular function: 2-isopropylmalate synthase activity. The coding region runs from base 1 to 1890 and encodes 629 amino acids. The record is from RefSeq and is a predicted model, not a curated record. NCBI's taxonomy places the organism in Eukaryota, Fungi, Ascomycota, Eurotiomycetes, Eurotiales, Trichocomaceae. The transcript is spliced from 4 exons.
AUGCCUAUGCUCAAAGAUCCCUCCAAGAAAUACAAGAAGUUCAAGCCUAUCCACCUCCCAGAUCGACAAUGGCCCAACAAGACCAUCGACAAGCCGCCCCGCUGGCUGGCGACCGAUCUGCGAGAUGGAAACCAGAGCUUGGCAGACCCAAUGCUGGGCUACAAAGAGAUCGAAGUCUCUUUCCCGUCCGCAUCCCAGACCGACUACGACUUUACUCGCCGCCUGAUCGAGACCCCCGGUGCCGUUCCCGAUGACGUCUGGAUUCAGGUCCUCUCUCCAUGCCGGGAAGAUCUCAUCCGUCGCACGGUUGAUUCCCUCAAGGGCGCCAAAAAGGCCAUCCUGCACCUCUAUCUGGCCACGAGCGAAUGUUUCCGCCGAAUUGUCUUUGGCAUGACCAAGGAGCAGACCUUGGAAUUGGCGGUGCGAUGUACCAAAUUCGCCCGCUCCAUCACUAAGGACGACCCGUCCACGGCCGGCACUGAAUGGCAAUUCGAAUUCUCCCCGGAGACCUUCUCUGAUACAGAACCCGAGUACGUCGUACAGGUCUGUGAGGCCGUCAAGGCCGCCUGGGGUCCCACAGAGGAGCAACCCAUGAUUUUCAACCUGCCCGCCACGGUCGAGAUGUCGACCCCCAACGUCUACGCCGACCAGGUCGAGUAUUUCUGCCGCCACAUGUCCGACCGGAAGACGUUCGCCGUCUCUCUCCACCCGCACAACGACCGCGGCUGCGCCGUCGCUGCGGCUGAGCUGGCUCAGAUGGCCGGAGCGGACCGUGUUGAGGGGACUUUGUUCGGCAACGGAGAGAGAACGGGCAAUGUCGACCUAGUCACAUUGGCGCUCAACCUCUACACGCAAGGUAUCCACCCCGGUAUCGAUUUCUCUGAUCUCAACUCCGUCAUCAAGGUGGUUGAGGAGAGCAACAAGAUCCCUGUCAAUGAAAGGUGGCCGUACGGUGGCCAGCUCGUGGUGUGUGCGUUCAGUGGUAGCCACCAGGACGCCAUCAAGAAAGGCUUCCAGGCCCGCGAAGCCGCCGGCGCUAAAGAUGACGACCCUUGGGAACUGCCCUAUCUUCCUCUGGACCCUCGAGAUAUUGGACGAAACUACGAAGCUGUCAUCCGGGUCAACUCACAGAGUGGCAAGGGUGGUGCCGCCUGGAUCAUUCUGAAGACCCUGGAACUGGACCUGCCUCGGGGACUCCAGAUCGAGUUCAGCAAGAUCGUCCAGAAGGAGACGGAGAGACUCAACCGUGAACUGCGGCAAAGCGAAAUCGUCGCGCUUUUCGAGAACGCCUAUCACCUCAAGACCAACCCGCGCUUCAAUCUGGUCGACUACAACAUCACUGUGGACCGCUCGCAGUCGCCCGCGCCCCCGGAGCCUGGAAAGGCAGUCAACACCAAGAACCUCAAGCGGCGCUUCACGGGUAUCAUCGAGAUCGAUGGCGUCCAGCACGCCAUUACGGGUGUGGGACCCGGUGCCAUUUCGUCUCUGGCCAACGCCUUGGCCACCCUCGGCAUCGACCUCGAUGUGCAGGACUACAAGGAGCACUCUGUGGGUCAGGGUAGAGACGUGCGUGCGGCGACGUAUAUCCAGUGCACGGCUGCGGGUAGCAAGGACACUGUGUGGGGAGUUGGAAUCCACCAGGAUGUGGUCCAGGCCAGUUUGAUUGCGCUGCUGAGUGCGGCCAGCUCGUUCCUCACCUCGCGCGCUGGCUCCCCAGCGCCCUUCCGCCCCGUUCGCUCCAACACCCUGACGGACGAAGAUCUGCAAGCUCUCGAGAAACUCACGAACAACAUCCACAUCAACGAGAAGGACACUUCUUCCGCCAUUGAGGGCGUGAAACAGCAAAAAGUCGAUAUUGAGAAACUCGAGUCGCAAAUCAACGCAGUGUAA